AACCACACUCCGUCGAAUGCGCAACAACACGCGCAUCUCGACAAGAAGCGCAACAUGAUUGAUGUUUUGGUCCCGUUGAUCACAACAUCCUUGAUAUUCGGCGGAUGCUGCACCAAUGUCUUUGCCCUCGAGGGCAUCAUCAAGAGCGAGCCAAGUAGCGGCCUGAUCAUCACAUUUUUCCAAUUCGUCUUCACCACAGCGUGCGCAUAUCUCACGCAAUGCGACCCGAGUCAAGCAUACACGGUGCGAAAACCUCGCAUCCCGAUCCAGAAAUGGGUCUUCGUGGCCGCCCUGUUCUACAGCAUCAACAUGCUCAAUAAUUGGGCCUUCGCGUACAAGAUCAGCGUCCCGGUGCACAUCAUCCUGCGCAGCUUCGGGAGCGUCACGACCAUGAUCGCGGGAGCACUCCGUGGCAAGCGGUACAGUACCUUGCAGGUAGCGAGCGUGGUUCUGUUGACAGUGGGUGUGCUGGUCAGCGCAUGGGCGGAUUCGGAGGGCAAGGGCAAAUCAAUGUCUGUGGGCAGUGAAGCAUCAGCAUCGGACUUUACCACGGGUCUUGCCAUUCUCCUGCUGGCGCAGCUCCUCGCGGCGUAUCAAGGUGCAUAUACCGAAGACCUCUACGCGCAAUACAAAGCAGAGUGGACGGAGAAUCUCUUCUACUCCCACCUGCUGAGUCUACCACUCUUUCUGCCCUUUGCAGAGACCUUGCGGCACCACUACACUCGACUCGCCACCACCGCGCCACUGCAGCUGCGCUCCGUAGCAGAACCCUGGCUCGCCUAUGCACGUCGCGAAGGGGCACCCACAGGAUCACUAUACAAGACACUCGAGACGCUCUGCACGCUUCUAGAGCGACCGCCGCGCGGCAUCCUGUUUCUGGUGACGAACGCCAUCACGCAACUGUCGUGCAUAUCGGGAGUGAGCCUCCUCGCCGCGCAGUCGUCCGCCGUCACGGUGACGAUCGUCCUGAACAUUCGCAAAUUGGUCUCGUUCAUCCUGAGUACGCUACUCUUCGGACAUGUCAUGAAUGCGAAGAUGGUGUUGGGCGCCACGUUGGUUUUUGGGAGUGGCGCUUUGUAUGGCUGGGAGACCAGUUGGCGGCUUCCACGUGCGCGGAGACGGCUGGCUUCAUUGGAGGCGAAGAAUCCUGCUGGGGAGAGGAAGCAUCAGUAGCCUACGCUGUGGAAUACAGAGGUCGAAAUGGAGGGUAUCGGAUGAUAGAUUUUGCCCAUGGUGACAGGUGUGGCAUCAAGUCGCUCACUUCUGGAGAACCGUCUCCUCAUACGGAACAAGAGAUCAUCAUAGAAGAACUGCCUCGAGGCAUUGCCUCGAGGCUAUGUCACUCGAGCAUCCUCACGUGAUGUCUACAUGUUGAGCAAGCACAGUGUCAUUCCCUUCUCCUAGUACUCUGACACUGAUGACUGUCAAAAUGGACCCGUGAUGACGAAGCCGUCUCGUUUGGAAGGAGUUCGACAUAACCUUGGAAACCCAACGUCUUAGGGUUACAAUUCCAGCCCUGGACAGCAUCAACCUCAGAACAGUAUGGUUCAAAU
Molecule: messenger RNA, 1553 nt
Organism: Dissoconium aciculare CBS 342.82
Lineage: Eukaryota; Fungi; Ascomycota; Dothideomycetes; Mycosphaerellales; Dissoconiaceae
Product: UAA transporter
Exons: 4
Coding region: 55-1173 (372 amino acids)
Biological process (GO): transmembrane transport
Cellular component (GO): endoplasmic reticulum membrane; Golgi membrane
Molecular function (GO): UDP-N-acetylglucosamine transmembrane transporter activity
Source: RefSeq, a predicted model, not a curated record